AUGGUCAAAAAAGUUGCGAAAAAAGCAUUAAAAAAUCAACAACCGCCAAAAGCAGCGAACAAAAGACCUUUAUCUGCUUAUAUGCUUUUCGCUCAAGCCAGAAAAGACACAUACCGUUCCACAUCUUCUAAUCUUAGCUCCUCAGAAAUCGCCAAAAAAAUCGGAAAUGAAUGGAAACAGCUAGAUGAGUCACAAAGAGCAGAAUGGCAAGCAAGAGCUGCAUCCUCAAACGACCCUUCAACAACUGAAAAUUCCAUUCCAAUCCUCAGAGAAGAGCCUGCAUGGUCAAGCAUAUGUCGCAACCUUACACCCCCACCCCCUAAAAAAAUGGUACCCCCACCCCCCCUUUUCUUAGAUGGCCCCCACCCCCCCCUAAUAUAGCAUAAAUAUAUGACAAAUGCCAAUUUAGAGCAGACCUAAUAAAUAAAUUAUUAUUUUAAAUAUUCAGAAUUACUGAUUUAUACAAUAUCGUUAUUUCAGAUUUUUGAACUUUACCACCUAAAUGUGAAAUCAAAAAGGGCUUCACAUGUGGAAUCCUUUUUUCACACACGGAAAGAUUCCACACUUAGAUGGUAAAGUUCAAAAAUCUGCAAAUAAACAAUAUCCAUAUAGCGUAGCACAAUCGAUUAAGGAGUAGGUGGAACGAGGUGAGAAUUUCCUAUAACUACUAAGCACACCACAUAUGAAAAAAUUUUUUAACAAGCAUAAUAAUGAUCUUUGAUAUUAAUUAGCAAUAUAUCCUGCAUAUAUUUAUGAACUUUGUGGAACAAUGGCUAAAAGUCGAAUUAGAGAUCCAAAAGUAAAACUGACAAUAGCAAAUACUAUUUUUAUUAGCACUAUUGAAUCCUGUUACCAAUUCAGUCCUGCAAUCCUUGUACAAUGGCCAUCAGAUUAGCUUUGAUUUAUGAGUUAAUAAAUUUAAUGCAAGUUAUUGUAUUGUGCUAAUUUAAUAAUUAAUGCAUUAUCUAUAUCAUUAGCAUUAUAUUUAUAAAUAUAAAAAACAAACUUAAUUUAUUUCUAAUUAAUUGCUAAUUAAUUUAAAUUUAUUAAUUAAUCAUAAAUAUAAAGUAAUUUGUGGACUUAAUUUAUCAAUAUAGUGUUUUAAUUUGGUUAUAUUUAAUUUAUUCUGCUUGCUUCCUAUCAAUUACUUCUAUAUAGAAUAAACCCGAGAGGGGGGGUGGGGGUGCCAUCAGUAAAAAGGGGGGGUGGGGGUACCAUUUUUAGGGAGGGUGUGGGUGUCUGGUUGCUACCUAUGUAUGACCAGCCUGCACAAUCAAGCGGCCUUAAAACUGAAUUGCCGCUGUCCUUUUAUCAGCAAGAUACUGUAACAGUAGCCAGAGAGCUUAUAGGAAAAGUCAUGGAGCAUACUUCUGAGCAUGGUACCAUUGCAACAAUCAUAAAUGAAGCAGAAGCCUAUACCCAAGACGAAGCAUCUUGUCAUGCGUUCAAAGGGAAAUCAGAAAGAAAUAAAGCUAUGUUUGCUGAGCCUGGCACUAUUUAUUUAUAUUAUGUGUAUGGCCAAAAUAUAUGCAUUAAUUUUAAAACUGAGUACGCUGGGAGAGGCUGUGCUGUUCUUAUAAGAGGGUGCUUACCUUUGAGAGGAGAUGGUCUUUUGCUAGGAGGAGAAGGAGUUAAAAAUAAGAAAAAAAUGCUGAAUGGACCAGCAAAACUUGUGAAAAGCAUGAGGAUACCGAUGGCAUAUUACGGAAAGUCUGUUUUGGAUAAUGACUGUCCUAUAAAGAUUUAUGAUGAAGGAUAUAGGCCAAUUGACCUGCAAACUACUCCAAGAAUUGGAAUAUCUCAAGCAAAAGAGUUGCCGUGGAGAUUCUUAUGUAAAGACGUUCAAAAAGAAGACCUUAAUUAA
Blepharisma stoltei is the source of this 1864-nucleotide messenger RNA. NCBI's taxonomy places the organism in Eukaryota, Ciliophora, Heterotrichea, Heterotrichida, Blepharismidae. The record is from the annotation of a GenBank genome assembly.